Molecule: messenger RNA, 865 nt
Organism: Sesamum indicum (sesame)
Lineage: Eukaryota; Viridiplantae; Streptophyta; Magnoliopsida; Lamiales; Pedaliaceae
Source: RefSeq, a predicted model, not a curated record
AAUAGGCAGUUGGAACUGGAAAAGAGGCCCAAUAGAGAAAGACCAUCUGCCAAGAUAGAGUUAAUGCAUUCUUGCUUCUCCAGUACCACACCCCCAUACUCCCCCUUCCCACCCUACCCCCAAAGUGCAGUGUGUGUACUGUGUACUUAUGCAAACCAUUUUCUUGAGCUUCUAUUCCAGCAGUCCUGAUUAAAGAAGUGCCACCAUACACCAAAUAUGAACUGCAACACCAACUUCAUUCUGCUCCACUAAUUGGACUAACUAGAGUAUAGAUGGAGGGGAGUGGUCUGAAAGUGAAGAUGCUGAAGAGAUCAGGCAGUAGGAAUCAAAGGUCAAAAAGCUUGAAAGUAAAGCAUGCUCUUUGGAUAUUUGUGCUCCUUGCCAUUUGCAUAUGGUUUCUUUACCAAUCACAUGACAAGAAUGGUGGUGCUUUGGAGAGGAGACCUGCACAAGUGUCUGGGAAUGAUGAGUAUCAAUUAUUGAAGAAGGGGAGGAAGGAGCUGAGACGAGGAGCGGAUGAAGUUGCCGCAGAGGGUCAAAAGGAUGGGGAAGAAGAAGUGGGAGUAGAGGAUGGAGAAAGUAGAGAGAGAGAGGCCGGUGAAGAAGAAAGCGUCGAUCGGGAUGAAGAGAUGGAUGCAGGGGAUAAAGAAAAGAGUGAAGAAACAGAGCAUGAUCAGUUGCUGGAGUUGAUUGAUGAAGAUGACAAGGAUAGGUAAAGAUUGUUAAAGGUUAGGGUGUUCUUGAUAUGAUUAAUGAUAAUGGAGUGAUCGGUGGUGGUGUUAAUCUUUUGAGUUAACUGUAAAUUCUAAAGGUGUUUGGCUGAGCUUGUAAAGCCUUUUAAUAAUAUUUUAUAUAAUGUUCUCAA